AGAGCUCUCGCUUCAGAGGCAUUCCCUUUACUAGUUAGUAGUUAGUAGUUACAACACAAAAGCUACACCAAAACCGACGCCGGUUGUCCAAGAUUAUUAUGGAUCGUGCGAUGUGCGGCGUUACAUGAUGUAUGUUUCAGUCUAAGAUGAUACAAGUUAUUUGAAAUUCGCCAAAAUUCUGACGAAUAUUACAAAUAUGCAACAAUUCGCUUCGUCCCACGCGGACGCGUGAGCUUUUUGUCGACUCGGAAACUUCUGACCGGAGGAAUAAACAAUGGAACUAGAUAGAAAAGGUUUGGGCAAGAAUUUGAUCUGCGUCGAGUACCCAGGAGUGGUGAAAAAUGUGGACAAAAUGCUCGAAACGUUGGGCGGUAUUCGUAACAUAUCGAACGUUUAUAGCAAGAGAAAUAGACGCCUUGAACUUCGUUUUAGGCCAGAUGAUAUUUAUUGCAAGCCAGCCUGUGGAGACAGGUUCAAUACAAAUGGAGUUCUAUUAAAAAUUAAAGUCCUAAAAUCGAAAAACAGUGAUGAGAUUAAAAUAAAGAAUUGUGAAAUUUUAGGGAGAAUUCAGACAUCAUUCAAAUUUAAAAGUAUAUGUGACUUUCAGUACUUGCCAAUGUUGACAAAUGAAAAAGGCGAAAUGGUAGACAUAACAAGCACCUUGCUUCCAAGCAGAGUUGACGGAGAAAAUCUAAAGGCAUGGCUCGACGCUCCAGCCGAAUACUUCUUACCACCAGCUGUAUUUUCUAGAGUCGACUCACAACAAUCCGGCAGCUCUUAUAUGUAUAGAAAAGACACCAAAGACGGGGAUUCAAAUGUUGCUCCUUUGAUAGGAAGGACGAGGAAAAGAAGAUCUGGGCAUGCUAUAUUUGUUUCUUUUAACAUUGGCACUAUACCGAUUAAGCCUAGAGAGAAAGCACUUAAAUUUUUAGAGGUGAAAUUCUUAAAUGGGCCACAAUUAGAAAAAAUCAAAAAGUGCUUUGAAGAAAGACCUGUUUGGUCCAAACUCGCCCUUAUGUGCGUAACAAAAUUUCAACAUGAUCAAUUGAAGUAUUUACUGCCAGCUGUGGCGUAUUACUUUGUAACAGGACCGUUUCGAGUCAUGUGGGUCAGGUUUGGGUACGAUCCUAGAAAAGAUCCAAAUGCCAGAGUCUACCAGACUUUGGACUAUAGAAUCCGUGCCCCUGCUGGUUUGCUUAGCCUUGUUAAAUCGAAAAGGAGCUACGCAAAUUACCUCUUGCCUACAAAAUCAAGCCACCCAGGUGCAAAGUCUGUCGUUAUAACAAAGGAUCUAAUAACUUCCAAAAAAGACGAGCCAAAUGAUUGCAGCUUAAGACAGGAUUCUUAUCUUUUUAAAACCAAUGUGAUUCCUGCAGCGAGGCAGAUGUUUUACCAGUACUGUGAUAUUAAAGCACCUGAAAUUGAAGUAAUGCUUGGAAGACUGCCGAAAAUAUCACCAAACAUGGCGUGUGAUCCCAAACAUGGUUGGUUGCCACCUGGCUUUGACAUUCAGUGCCGAGACAUAAUAAACGGUUACGUAUUGCAACAGAUGAACAAAGAAACUGCAAUUGCUGAAAGUACUAUGAAAGAAUAUGUCGAUGAUUCUACUGAUGAGGAAACAUCUUGGGUUGAGGACUUUGAAGAGGAAGAAAUUGAUGAUAUUGACUCCACUGAACCAAGCACUAGUGCAAAUUAGUGUUUAUUUUAUUUAUAAUGUGAUUUCUGGGAUGGUUUUUCUUAAGGAAAAGCAUUUCCAAUAGUUCAAAUUCAUCCCAGAUAUAAUUGAUAAUAUUACAUUAUUUUGGGAUUUUAUACAAUCUUCUAUAAAGUUAUUUUAUUUUAAAAAAUUAUAUUGUAACUUCACUAUAAUUAUAUUGCUCACUUAUGCGUUUUUAAAUAAAAAAAAUAUAUGACCCUAAUGUACA
Messenger RNA from Cimex lectularius (bed bug), 1925 nucleotides. RefSeq names its product general transcription factor 3C polypeptide 5 (gene l(2)37Cd). Lineage: Eukaryota; Metazoa; Arthropoda; Insecta; Hemiptera; Cimicidae. The transcript is spliced from 8 exons. The record is from RefSeq and is a predicted model, not a curated record. Bases 275 to 1696 code for a protein of 473 amino acids. Gene Ontology annotation, cellular component: transcription factor TFIIIC complex. Gene Ontology annotation, biological process: transcription initiation at RNA polymerase III promoter.